Molecule: messenger RNA, 1735 nt
Organism: Rhododendron vialii
Lineage: Eukaryota; Viridiplantae; Streptophyta; Magnoliopsida; Ericales; Ericaceae
Product: oligouridylate-binding protein 1B-like
Exons: 12
Coding region: 171-1448 (425 amino acids)
Molecular function (GO): mRNA binding
Source: RefSeq, a predicted model, not a curated record
GACAGCGUAAUUUUGUUCAGAGCCCGAUUGGAGACCCCUUUUUCUUCGCGUUAUUGUCAUUUUCCCACUUCCAGACCCUUCUCUUUUUCCCCCUCUCUUCGUCACUCUCCGAACCCUACCCCUUCGAUUUCCGAACAAAUCGCACAUAAGAAUCGAUCGAGAAAAAAAAAAUGCAGCACCCGAGGUUGAAGCAGCAGCAGCAGCAGGCCUUGAUGCAACAAGCUGCUCUCCUCCAACAGCAAUCCUUGUACCACCCCGGCCUCUUGGCCGCUCCUCAGAUUGAGCCUAUCCCAAGUGGAAAUCUGCCUCCUGGGUUUGAUCCAAGUACAUGCCGCAGUGUGUAUGUGGGAAACAUUCACACACAAGUGACAGAACCUCUCCUUCAAGAGGUCUUUUCAAGUACUGGCCCGGUUGAGGGUUGCAAGCUUAUUAGAAAGGAGAAGUCAUCCUAUGGAUUCAUUCAUUACUACGAUCGCAGAUCAGCUGGGCUUGCCAUACUGUCUCUUAAUGGAAGGCACCUGUUUGGUCAGCCUAUCAAAGUUAAUUGGGCAUAUGCUGGUGGUCAAAGGGAAGACACGUCAAGUCACUAUAACAUUUUUGUUGGUGAUCUCUGCCCUGAGGUUAAUGAUGCUAUGCUGUUUGCAUGUUUCUCUGUGUAUCCCAGUUGCUCAGAUGCAAGAGUUAUGUGGGAUCAGAAGACUGGUCGGUCAAGAGGGUUUGGAUUUGUUUCUUUCCGGAAUCAACAGGAUGCUCAAAGUGCCAUUAAUGACUUAACUGGAAAGUGGCUUGGGAGUAGGCAAAUACGUUGUAACUGGGCUACAAAAGGUGCUGGAGCUAAUGAUGACAAGCAGAGCUCUGAUGCCAAAAGUGUGGUGGAACUGACAAAUGGCUCUUCAGAGGAUGGUAAAGAGGCAGCUAAUAAUGAUGUGCCUGAGAAUAACCCCCAAUACACCACUGUCUAUGUCGGCAACCUAGCUCCGGAGGUCAGUCAGCUUGAUCUGCAUCGCCACUUCCAUGCUCUUGGGGCUGGAGUGAUCGAGGAAGUUCGCAUCCAACGUGAUAAGGGCUUUGGUUUUGUGAGGUACAGUAACCAUGCUGAGGCAGCUCUGGCCAUACAGAUGGGUAAUACACCGUCCCUUUUCUUUGGCAAGCAAAUCAAGUGCUCAUGGGGUAGCAAGCCAACUCCACCCGGAACAAGUUCAAACCCCCUUCCUCCACCUGCAGCUGCACCUAUUGGAGGACUUUCAGCUGCUGACCUUUUGGCCUACGAGCGGCAACUGGCAAUGAGUAAAAUGGGUGGGGUCCAUGCCUUGAUGCAUCCACAAGGGCAGCACCACCCUCUUAAGCAGGCAGCCAUGGGAUUGGGUGCUGCCGGAGCUAGCCAAGCUAUUUAUGAUGGUGGCUUUCAGAAUGUUGCUGCUGCGCAGCAGCUCAUGUACUAUCAGUGAUGUCAAGAUUGAAUGUGCAUUAUGGGUGAAGCUGUAGUUUUCCGGCCGUUGCACGUCUUUUUUAAGUUUCCAAACUUCUAGGGAGUUUCUAUUGUUUCACUUCUUUUUUUUUUUUCCCGAGUAGUGGGGUUGUUAUCAACCUACUAUUAUAUGUGCUUAUUACCAUAUUGAUACGUACUAUGUAUGUUUUUUUCGCUUUCUAGUAUUAUGGAGAGAUGAGUGGUAAUGUUAUUACUUGUUGGCUGUUUAGUGCAGUUAUUGGUAUAUGUUUUGAAAGGUCUUCAAAA